AUGUGCCUCUUCUGCCCCGAGCCGACAUUGCAGGAGGAGCCGGCCUAUGGCCGAAAUCCUGAAGGUGACAGCCAAGACAGCAGCGGGUGGAUUUGCAACCCCGGGUACGCUGGCGUUGCGCAGGUCUUCUGCGAGCUCCUGCCACCUGCCGGAGGAGCUCGCUGUGCAGUGGCAAGGCUGCGCAUGUCCGGAUGCAGCCGCCUGGAGCCCUGUGUGCCGCUGCGCGCUACCCUGGACUUUCAGGUGCGGCUGCCCGCGCCGCCGCCCGCCACGGGGUGGCGAGAACUCACCGCCGGGGAGGGCUUCGAGAUCGACGUGUCGCAGUGCAGCGCGCUGCAGCCCGGGGAGGCGUGCCUCGUGGGUUGCCGCAGGCCCUUUGUGGGUGACAUGGUGGUGGCAACCUGCCCACCCGGCAACACUGACCGCUUUCAGGCGCCGAUGCUGAGCUUGCCGCCCUUCUGCGAGCUGCGCUGCCCAGACCCUGAAACUUGGCCGCCGGGCUACCGCCUGAGCGACGCGGGCUGGCAGUGUCAGCCGGACUAUACCGGUGAGCCGCUGAAGUUUUGCAAUGCCACGCCCAGCUGCAACGAGACUGACUUCCCACAGCUGGAUGAGGAAGGGAACUGUGCCAACGCGGUUGAGCUGGACAUCAGCCUCAGCGGGUGCAAGAAGCGUCAGCCCUGUACAGCGCCGGACCUAUCCUCCUGCCGCCUGGAGAGCCCGGAAUGCCCGGCGCAGCUGGCGCCGGGGGCCAGCUGCGAAACCCGGUGCCGCUUCCCCUUCCAGGGCCUCCCCUCCGUGGCGCACUGCCCAGCGGACAACACGCUGAUGGACGGCCAAGGCUUGGAAUGGGAGCCGCCAGCUUGCAGCAUUCCGGAGUGCUACGACCCCGUACCUCCAGGCUAUCAGUUCGGCCUGAAUGGUUGGGAGUGUGCCGCUGGCUUUUACGGUGCUGCUGUGCGCUCCUGCGGUACAGAUACGAACUGCGAAAGCGAGAUAUCCCUUUCAGGCUGCUUGCAACUGCAGCCCUGUCGCCUGCCGAUGCGCGACAGGUGCCGCUACGACUUCACAGACUGCCUGGCGGCACUGGACGGCGCCAACUGCGAAGUAAAAUGUUUGGCUCCUUACCAGGGCCAGGCGGGCGUGGCGUUCUGCCCCGCGGGCAACGUGGAUCCCGAGCAAGAGCUGCAGGUUGUGGCCUGGCCCAACUGCGUGGCCACCUGCCCUGAGAGCCCUCCUGCGGGCUACGAGCGCACGGACCUGGGCUGGCGCUGUGCGUUGGGCUAUGACGGCAGCGCCCAGGCCACGUGCACCAUCUCCGAGCUGGACGGAAGCGUCUUGGCGAAUGUGUUCUUUUCAGGGCACCAAAUUUAUGAGUUCGUAUGA
Effrenium voratum is the source of this 1386-nucleotide messenger RNA. NCBI's taxonomy places the organism in Eukaryota, Dinophyceae, Suessiales, Symbiodiniaceae. The record is from the annotation of a GenBank genome assembly.